Trachymyrmex cornetzi is the source of this 2432-nucleotide messenger RNA. RefSeq lists its product as uncharacterized. The transcript is spliced from 8 exons. Gene Ontology annotation, molecular function: Wnt-protein binding. Gene Ontology annotation, cellular component: plasma membrane. Gene Ontology annotation, biological process: negative regulation of Wnt signaling pathway. Lineage: Eukaryota; Metazoa; Arthropoda; Insecta; Hymenoptera; Formicidae. The record is from RefSeq and is a predicted model, not a curated record. Bases 90 to 2354 code for a protein of 754 amino acids.
GACGAGCAUUAUGGUUGGAAAAAAUUGGAAAAAAAAAUUGGCAAUUUUCUAAAUAUCACCAUAUUUGUGAAGCUCACUUUUCAGAAGACAUGUGGGAAAAACUUCGAAUAGAUGGAAAAAAGAAAUUAAAAUGUAAUGCCGUACCAACUAUUUUUCCAACAAAUUACGAAUGUCUCUUGAAAAGCCAAGAAGCCAAGAAAAACUCUAACAAUAUGGAUCAUUAUCAAGAACAAAGUGAGACUUCAACGAUCUCUAAUGUACAACCUAAUGAGACUUCAACAAACAUUCAACCAAUAGACAAUUUACAAUCUCUUAACAACAAUUUGGAAGACACUCAACUAACUACAGUGAGGAUUGAAAAUCGAACCGAUACCACAGCAUCAAAACCGAAUGUUAAUCAACUAACAUUAGAGUCUGCUUUAUCACAGAUACAAGAUUUAGAAAAGAAACUUACAGAAGCAAACAAGAUUAUUUACGUUCAAAGUCAAGCGAGAACAAGUUACACUUUGGCCCGAGAUUCUGCAGAAUCCGUAAAUUCGUGGGCGCAAUGCGAAACGGCUAUCAUGGAGAUCAGGCGAGAAGACCGUGCGACUAUCGCGGACGAUAGUCCCUCCAGAUUAUAUUCUACGUGGCUGUCUCAAGAAUGCGAAGUGCGAGCUGGCCCUGAGUAUAUAAUCAGAAAAUACACAUUUUUCAAGAACGGCACGUUUCUCCUGUUACGUUAUCAUUAUGCCGAAGAAUCAUGCAGCAUAGCGACGCACACUGUUACAAUUCACGGUUCCAUCAAGUUGCUAGGAUCAUCUGCCAUCGUUUCGGGUGCAACUGAAACGAGAUUUCACGUGGAUGCCAUUAAUAUUGUACCUUUAAAUCGACGGGUCGCUCACAAGUUUGGGCAUAGAUUGAACCUGACUUGCGGUCCCCAGCCGAAAUGGCGACCUUACGUUCCCGAAGUGAUUUACGAGCAGCCACGGCAACGCUCGGCGGCGUUAUCGUGGCAAGGUCCAAUCUACAAUUCUCUGCAGAUACACUCGUCUGCGAAGAAGAAGCUCGGUAUGAACUGUUUAGAGCCUUUUGGGAUCGAAUUCGCCGAAUUGAAGCUGCUGAGAGUGCAGAAGAAAUCGUUUGAAAGCUCGUCCAGCAAUCGGUACCAUAAGCUUCCACAAAUUCAACUUUUUUUAGCCAGCCCAACACCCAACAUUCAUUCUCGCUGGAAUUAUAAACCGACCUCUUUACAGUCUACCGCUAUGAUCCGCGCCGACACGGUGAGCGGUUGCCCGAUAUGCAGCAGCGUGUCUCGGAGUACUGAGUUCAGUCCACCUCUUCUUCAUCAAACGGCAGCUCUACCCGCACUCAUCGGAGGUUAUUGGCACAGCGAGAGAUGCGAAAGCUCCGAGGGCGGUGUCUGGUCCAGACGUCAAUUUCAGAUACACUCGGGAGAUAAAUUGUGGGCCGGUCAAUGGGACUAUUACAAUGAUCCGCAAUGUUCAAUGUUUUUGUACGCGAUAACUGCGGCUGGAAGUUAUAUCCAGCGAACUGGAAGGCAAAGACGUCACGAACAGGUCGAUCGAGAGACUUUUCUCGGCCACUAUCUCAAUAUCUCCACAAGGCUCUUGUUCAAAAGGAGCGUCACCAAUUCGCCAACUAUUCAUCAUACUGUACAAAGCAUUAUAUUAGAUCUCUAUCAAAACAAAUUUUAUCUCGCAUCAAACGGGUCGAAAAACGAGAAGCGGCCUGUCACAAUAGAUAAAAAGGUACAAGAAAGACAGGAAAGAUCGCUGACUGACGACGUACAUCGACAGCUGUUGCGCGACGAACAGUCUAUAGUUGAAUCAAGAUUCGCAGCGAUGCUACGAGGUCAUCAAGCAUACGAGACCACUACCAGAAAACCUUUUCCCACCUGGAGCACCCUCACUGGUACUACGGAGCUGGAUCUACACAUUGCCGAGAGCACUUUAAUUCCUGGAGACGCCGCGAUAUCCACUCGUUGUAGCGCCGAUGCCGCCGAUCGGCGCAGGCUCAGCGCGGGCGUGCCACUCAUCACCUGGUCGAGAAAUUGCGUGCCUCGCGCCGUCGAAGCGCCCUCCACGUUGGGACUGCGGGCCAAACUGGGCAUUAACUGGAACAGUCAGUACAUCCUACUGUUGGGCUCGCGAGACGACAAUAUGUGGGAGGCUCCUCUGCGUCAAUGCGCGCAGAUUCCACCCCACAAUUCUGUUCUGCGAGCGCAUCUUCGGAGAAGCAUCGGUCUUCGAUUCGGACUGCUCCCUGCUUCAGCGUCGUCGAGUCGACUCUCCGCUUGGUGUCUCUUAUCGUGUAUUUUACUGUGCUUCAUAUAUUACCUCGUUCGACGGUGAUAUCCGCCGAAUCGUUUAUACUUUUACUAAGGAGCAUUUGGAUUCGGAAUUUAAGAAAGAUAUUUGAUGUGGAAUACA